CUAAUAACUAUUAAAAUUUCAAUGCGUCGUCAUUUUUUUUUCAUUGAAAGUUUCAUACGACCUUGAAUUUUUGACAAAGAUCUUACGGUUCAUACGACCUCGAGAAAAAUCGGUUGAUUCUUUUAAGUCUCAAUAAAAAUUAGUGUAAUCUGUAUCCGACGAAUUGGUGGUUACAAAGUUCCUCAAUUCCAUCGUGUUCCGGUUGACGGGCAAAGGGUUCUCAGGCAGCUUCAUUAUUGUCUGCCAAUUGCGUGUCGAAGAGGUGGAGUGACCAGAUAGGUAGGCGUACACCAGGAACCUCCGAGAGCGACCAAUGAAACCUCCUUUCACGACGUUUUACAUUAUGUAUUCUUUAUGUUGCUAAGUCGCUAUAUCUAUCGGUGCUCCGCCCUUACGUCCGCGGUCUAUAUGUAUACUUUGCCGUUGUACAAUAUAUACAUAAGUACUUACUUGUAGUGUAUAACGCGAAAAAAGACCUUCUCGUAUAUUUAUAAUGGCACUUUCGCACUGACUACAUUGUUGCGUGAUGUCCAGAUCUGCAUUGCCGCUUCAUAGAUAAUCUUUUAUUUUUGCCGAAGAGAUUUGCCGAAAGUUUUUUGUACCGCAAUAGUAUUAAAUAGUAACUUGCGGAAAGAAAUUGUCUCAAUCAAGCAUACAGCUGAAGGAGACCGUCUGAAUAUCACUUCUGUUUUUCUUUCUUUUAUGUUAUGGAGAACGGUAGCGUUGAAAAGAAGAAACAUCAAAGACCAAGCUGUUACGUUUGAGUAUACAGCUACACGAUACAAUAGAACACAGGACACAUGUUUUACACAAAAAAUGCCACUGGGCUCGAAAUGAAAGACCAGAACUAAUUGCAGUGUGAUAUGUUAACCGAAGACAAUGAUCCGACAAAACCAGCAGGCGUUUUAGACAAUCCUGGCAACGUGUCUUCGUCGUCAGAAGCCUCGUUGCAACAUCCUCGCUCUGCGAACAAUGAAACGGAAGUCAAGAACGAGGUGCAAGACUGCCCGGAAAACGACAGCGUACCCAGCGGAGAAUUGUACAUCGAUGAGAAUGCCGAGGAAAAGGAGCAGGAAUAUCCGGAUUCCAUGGAGAAGGCGGACUACGGUUCAUUGUACGGAGCCAAUCAAUAUUAUAACAGUUUGUACAAUUCGCCUCCCUACGGGGCGACCACAGCCGGGAAGAACUCCUCGGGACUGCAGAGCUCUUAUCUGACCCCGUACACAACGCCCAGCUCAAUGACACAAUAUUCAUCCUAUGCCACGUACAACAGCGGAACCACGAAUUUUCCAAACGUAGCGCAAAAUAUAUCGCCGUCGUCUCAGGUAUUGAAAAACAAAUUAGACUACAGCGCCUACAGUAGCAGCUUGUACGGAAAUGACAGGGUACCGUUACAGUAUUCCGGAUAUUACCCCAUGCACGGCUACCAUGCUACACCCGCCUCGUUUAACAUUGGAAAUCUAAAUUUCGCUGAUUCGACAAAGUCUGCGCUUACGUUGGACGCAACAACUCACGAUGCCAGCGAUCUUACCGCACGAGAAACCGCAAACAUCGAAGGUAACACGAUUCGAGCGACGGCGAAACCCUGCAGACGCGGAAGGCGUCAGAGCGGAAGUGGAAACAGUAUAGGGUCUGCGGAUACGACAGAAGCCGGCCCCGACCGGAUAUUCAUCUGGGACUUAGACGAAACCAUAAUCGUGUUCCAUUCGUUGCUCAACGGAAUAUUCGCGACGAAGCACCGUAAGGAUACCGCCCUUCUCGCCCAAGUCGCAUACAGGAUGGAGGAAAUGAUAUUCAACUUGGCGGAUACUCAUUUCUUUUUCAAUGAUAUUGAGGAUUGUGAUCAAGUGCACAUCGACGAUGUGUCAUCGGACGAUAACGGGCAGGACUUAUCCUCUUACAAUUUUGCCAAUGACGGUUUCCAAUGUGCAUCCGCAAACAACGGUAUAUGCUUAGCCUCCGGCGUUAGGGGCGGCGUCGAUUGGAUGCGAAAGUUAGCCUUCCGUUAUCGAAAGAUCAAGGAGAUCUACAAUAAUUACCGAAACAAUGUUGGCGGCCUAUUGGGCGCUGCGAAACAAGAACAAUGGCUGCAACUCCGUUCGGAAAUUGAGGCGUUGACCGACAACUGGUUGACAUCCGCUGUCAAGUGUUUAAGUCUGAUAAACAAAAGGAGCAACUGCAUUAACAUUCUGGUCACUACCACGCAGCUGGUGCCAACCCUAUCGAAAGUACUGCUCUUCGGCAUCGGUGGAAUGUUUCCGAUUGAAAAUAUUUAUUCGGCCUCGAAAAUCGGAAAGGAAAGUUGUUUUGGAAGGGUGGUCGCGCGAUUCGGUCGGAGGUGUACGUACGUAGUGAUCGGCGAUGAUUCCGACGAGGAGACAGCGGCGCGUGCCCACGAUUUCCCCUUCUGGAGGAUAAACAGUCACUUGGACACGCAAUUGUUGUACAGCGCCUUAGAAAUGGGAUAUCUUUAAACGGUACGCGCUUACGAAUAACAUGGGAUUAAAAAACCGAAUAGUUUGAGGAAGUAUGUUUUUAUUUAGUUGUACGAAGACUUAUGAGAUAUUUCUAUAUUCUUUACUGUAUCGAUAACGAAAGUGAAAAGAAAGACAAUUCUGUCGA
This is a messenger RNA of Ceratina calcarata, 2622 nucleotides long. It is a transcript of the gene eya, whose product is annotated as eya transcriptional coactivator and phosphatase 2. The transcript is spliced from 9 exons. Bases 864 to 2474 code for a protein of 536 amino acids. Gene Ontology annotation, cellular component: nucleus. The record is from RefSeq and is a predicted model, not a curated record. Gene Ontology annotation, biological process: negative regulation of extrinsic apoptotic signaling pathway in absence of ligand; cell differentiation; positive regulation of DNA repair. Gene Ontology annotation, molecular function: protein tyrosine phosphatase activity. NCBI's taxonomy places the organism in Eukaryota, Metazoa, Arthropoda, Insecta, Hymenoptera, Apidae.